GUGUGUUUUCAAUUUUUGUAACACGGCGCGAUGGAGCGUUUGCUUGAACAACGAUACGCCAUAAAGUUUUGCGUGAAGCUUGGAAAGAAUGCAACCGAAACAUUCCAGAUGCUUCAAGAGGCCUUCAAGGACGAUUGCAUUUCAAGGUCACAAUCCGGGAAGUGGCACAAGGCGUUCAAGGAGGGCCGGGAGGAGAUCGCCGACGAACCCCGUUCUGGGCGCCCAACAACAACCAGAACCAACGAAAACGUGGAUCGUGUGCGCAAAGUUUUGCGUUCCGACCGUCGAUUAAGCAUCCAGCAA
Wasmannia auropunctata (little fire ant) is the source of this 303-nucleotide messenger RNA. RefSeq lists its product as uncharacterized. The transcript has a single exon. The annotation marks the transcript as partial. Lineage: Eukaryota; Metazoa; Arthropoda; Insecta; Hymenoptera; Formicidae. The record is from RefSeq and is a predicted model, not a curated record.